Molecule: messenger RNA, 1292 nt
Organism: Cyprinus carpio (common carp)
Lineage: Eukaryota; Metazoa; Chordata; Actinopteri; Cypriniformes; Cyprinidae
Product: homeobox protein Nkx-2.5-like
Biological process (GO): cell differentiation; regulation of transcription by RNA polymerase II
Cellular component (GO): nucleus
Molecular function (GO): RNA polymerase II cis-regulatory region sequence-specific DNA binding; DNA-binding transcription factor activity, RNA polymerase II-specific
Source: RefSeq, a predicted model, not a curated record
AUGGGAGGCACAGAAUGGGAGGGGUCAAUCUGAGAUAAGGACGCUCUCUAUUAGAUAAGAACGCCUCUCUCCACACCUUCACCAGCGUCUAAAGCAGCGGAAGGAGGAAGAUAGAGGAGACUCUUCAUCUGCUUCCUCGAGGAGAUACACAUAUAUAGCCUAUACGUCAAACAGCUCUAAAGGCGAUACGUUAAGGAGAAUUCACCUGAGGACAUCUGUAUAGGAACGAAGUCAACUGAUGUUGCUUUGAAUUUGACAAGGUGAAACGAAGAACCUUUCUUCAAGCACCCACCGUAGCGAUGCUUCCGAGUCCUGUAACCUCAACUCCGUUUUCGGUAAAGGACAUCCUCAAACUGGAACAGCAACAUGCUCUGAACCCCAACGGAUUCAUAGGUGCUGAGCAGGACACUGUCCCGCUGCAGUCGCUCCAGCUUCAGUGCAUGCAGAGCACACUGAGCCGGAGUCUGGAUCUCCUCUACAGCCCCGAGAAACACAGCGUGAUCGCCGGGGAACAGCUGAAAUGCGCCCUCAGUUCAGACGACUUUGACAUCGUCAGAAGCUCCUGCGGAUCUCCAACGGAGGAGGAAGAAACAAGUAUGUGUCCAUUUGACGAUUCCGGUUAUAAUGGUAGAAAAGAGGAAACACCGGGGGAGAAACCAAAGCAGAGGCUGCGCAGGAAACCCCGCGUGCUCUUCUCUCAGACUCAAGUGUUUGAGCUGGAAAGACGCUUCAAGCAGCAGAGAUACCUGUCAGCACCCGAGCGAGACCACCUGGCUCACGUGCUGAAGCUCACCUCAACACAGGUCAAAAUAUGGUUCCAGAACCGGAGGUACAAGUGUAAGAGACAGCGCCAGGAUAAAAGUCUGGAGCUGGCCGGCCCGCGGAGGGUGGCGGUGCCCGUGCUGGUGCGAGACGGCAAACCCUGUCAUGCAGCUCCGUACAACGUCACUGUGUCAUAUCCCUAUAAUAACUAUUACAACAGCUAUGGAAAUAACCCAUACCACUGUAACUUCACUUCUGUGCCACCGUUUCCCAACACAAGUCAAAUUCCCAACCACUUCGUGGAUAUGAAUUUGACGACGGGAGGUGUAGAUGGGAUCAGAACUUGGUGAGACCAUGGCAUCAGUCCUACAAGAGAAGAGUUUGGAUUAAGACUAUUUAACCGAAUGGCACUGCUGAGGAAAAUAUACUGUCAUAUCCUAUAAACUGUUGUCUGAUUUUAUAUAUUUUUUGUUUUUAUAUCUAUGGUUUACACAACAAACAACACCAAAUAAAGACUAAAUAUUUAAUAA